CGGCUCGCAGCUACGGCUGACCGUCCUCGACGUGUACUGCGCUGGCGGCGCAUCCUUCAUAAACCGUGGCUUUCGGUAUGGCCUCGUCUUCGUUCUUCCCCUCUCCGCCCCGUGUCAAUGGUACAAGCAAGCCGCGCAUGUCGAACGGUCUCCCUGUCUAUUCGUCCGCCGUGCAAGAGAAGCUGCACCGACAUCCAAGCGGUUCUCUCAUAACGUUUAUUUCCCUGCCUAUACCCGGGGUGCCCACACGAAGACUUCGAGUGCCUACUAUCAACCCAGCCCGUUUACAGCAAUGCGGCUUGCGCCCUGGUCGGAAGAGAGGGCCGAUGCUAUUAUGCCUGGCCCUGUUCGCAAUGAUAUACGCGACCUUCGCGUUAGCAAAGCGCUGGGGCUCACAAGAAAAGCAAUGGCCUACGCCAUUCCAGGGCCCGACGUCGACGUUGGUGUUCAAGCGGGAAGACUUGCAGCGGAUAUGGGAGUGGGAGAUCUUGAGUGGUCAUUUCCCUAGCAGUCGCAAAAUUCCUGAACAGAUAGGAUUUACGACGACACCUAUUAACCCUGCCCUACCCCCUAAGAAGGCGCCCACGAUUCCCUUACGCUUUCGACCACCGUUUGUUACGAAUACGCAGGGCAUUGGACCCAAGCGCGUAUACUUGGACAUCCAGAGCCGUCCACCGAAUGUGGCGUAUCCGCCACGACCUAUACCAGGGAGUGUUGCGGAUUUGGACACAAUCAUGGAGCAUUGUGAUUUCUCCAAGAAGAAGUUCGUACGGGAUUGUCUUGAAGUGCUUCGGCUUGGUGCUGGUUUGGAUAAUCAGGCAAGGCUAAGACGGGGCAAGAUGGAUGAAUGGAAGUAUAUCUACGCUGAACAAGGGGAGGUGAACUGGGCAUUGAACGUGACGACAGAAACUCCGCAUAUGGGGAAGGACGCCGUCCGGGGGCAUCUGUCUGCAUCGGAACAGGACUCUAGCUCAGAACUUACGAAGAAACGAGGUGCUGAAUGGGAGCCUCGCCCGGAGCUCCGUCCACCCUUGAAGUAUGAGCCCUUCAAUCAACUUCAAUCCCCUUGUGACGAUGAAAACCCUCGUAUCUUCCACAUGUUCUGGGCCGGGGCGUUCACUGACAAGCCGUAUCUUGCGUUACUGUCUUUCCUCUUCACGCAGAAUGUUGGGAUACAUCUCCCUGAGGACCGCCCCGACCCCAAGGUAUGCCGACCGCAGUUCUGGCUCUGGAUUAACCCUGGUCCAGCUGCUUCUGUGCCAAACCCCAAUGCACGCAAAGACAUGUAUGACCAGCUGCAAGCGAAUCCGUGGGCUGCUCCCUUCUUGCACCCGCGGUUUAAAGACGUUAUCCAAUUCAAGCUGUGGAACACUACUGAGCAACUGGACGGCGUUCCUGAGUUGAAGGAAGAAUGGCGUGCGAUGCGCGAUACAUUAUUUAAUUCAGGCGGGGUAAUUGUCAACGUACCAGCGGAGGAGAAGGAGAAAGCUGAGAAAGCACAAGAGACGACCUCGGAGGAACUUACCGAAUCCUCUGGAGAUGAUACCGCAGCCGCCAAGGCUGCACCUACCGGCGAAGAGACAAAUCCUGAUGAUCCUCUUCACCGUCUUGGGUCGCAAUCCCCCGACACUUACGACCGAAUGUCUGUUAUUUUAUCUGACAUGGCACGAUUCGUCUUAUGUCAUCGUUUCGGAGGUAUCUAUCUGGAUGCCGAUACUAUUUUCCUCCGGGACUGGGAGGAACUGUGGGGGUGGCAUGGUGCAUUCGCCUAUAGGUGGUCGCGCCUGGAAAAGUACAAUACUGCGGUGCUUAAGAUGAACAAGAAUUCUGCCUUGGGCACUUUCCUGUUCCGGACCGCUCUCAAGAAUGGGCUUGACUUCCAUCCGAUGACUGUCUCCCGGUACACGAAAGACGCGUAUUUGGAGGAACUACUUCUCCGCCUACCGGACGCCUUGUUUGACUCUGCAUGGUUGAACACUGAAUGGUUCCAGCGUGACCGUCCUCCACAGCCCUACUUCACUGAUUUCGCGGACUUCUUCGACACUCCUCAGCAGAACAGUGCCUCUCCAGCGGCUCUCGGAUUUGAUGGCUUCUUCAAGGGUGCUUUCUCAUAUCACUUCCAUAAUUUCUGGUGGAAGCCCUUCGAUCCAUCACGGAACUGGCCGGACUUGGGUCCGCGGUUCGCCGCUACGGAGCGGAUCGCUCGUGCGGCUGUCGAAGCAGAUGAUGACAAGGAGGAGCUGGUUGCGGACGACAAGCGAGACUUGGACUGGGCCACUGUCUUGAAGAGGACAUUCGAAUCAUAUAUCCGGGGAGAGCGGCCAAACAUGUAUGGCGAAUGGAUACAGUGGUGAUAAGUCCGUUGCGGAGGGGUUUCGUGUACGACAGGGAUCUCGGGCGGGUGACUCCGAUGGUGCGCAGCGUGUACAGGCUCACGUCGGGACUUUGUCCUUAGUGUUUAUCUAGACUUUCAACUUCUUUAUCAGGUAUUAAUAAAACGGAUCCUGCUAAUACUAUGAUGGAACUGUCGUUACGGUCAAAUGCUCUUCUCUGCGGUCUUGGGAUUCUUUACCUUCGUAUGGGUUUGGACAUAUACCGUAGUUUCUGGGACGUCUGUAGGUAUAAUACGACACUCCUCGACUUGUCAUAGGACACUGGUCGACGGACGGUAAGCCAAUGGCAGUAUGAUCACACCUUUCC
Molecule: messenger RNA, 2700 nt
Organism: Gloeophyllum trabeum ATCC 11539
Lineage: Eukaryota; Fungi; Basidiomycota; Agaricomycetes; Gloeophyllales; Gloeophyllaceae
Product: glycosyltransferase family 32 protein
Exons: 5
Coding region: 78-2354 (758 amino acids)
Biological process (GO): maturation of SSU-rRNA from tricistronic rRNA transcript (SSU-rRNA, 5.8S rRNA, LSU-rRNA)
Cellular component (GO): nucleolus; small-subunit processome
Source: RefSeq, a predicted model, not a curated record